CAACAAAAACAUCCAUACAUCUUGCAGCGCCGUCGUCAGCUGAUUCAACCGGGCUUGCCAGAAUGACGCCCUCACCCUCGCGUGUCGCCAGCAUUAUGCUCGCCUGGCACUCGCUCGAGCUCGUCUCGUGUUCCACCCUCCAAACGCUGUGGGCAGGGUACGGCCACAUCUGCGCCGUCUCCGCCCGCGCCACCACCCCCGAGGCCGCCGCCCAUCUCGCCCAGCUCUGCGGGGUGAAGUCGAAAAGCACAGGGGCCACCUUCCCGCUCAUCCUAAAGCUCAUCUCCCCACCCAGCAAGAAAGCCGGCACCGAGGAUGAGGGCCACCUGCGCAAGAUGCUGAGCUACGAGGUCGAGCAGUGCUUCUACAGCGAGGUGGUGCCGCGGCUGGGCGACGAGAUCGGCGUGGCCCAGUGUCUGGCCUCGACCCGCGACAUGGCCGGUAAGCCUGGCGAGAACGAGCUCCGGCGGCUCAUGGCCACUGUCAUGGUGGAUCUGCGGCCCGCGUAUCCGGUGGCUGGGGGCAAGAGGAGUUCUCUGAGCACUAGGCAGGUGCGUGCGGCGCUGGACUGGCUGGCUGGGUUCCACGGUCGCUCGUGGGCGUUGUUGCCGGGUAGCAGGGAUGAAUUGGUGCUGCCGCCGCUUGAGGAAGCGAAGAGGCGGCGGCAGUGCAGGAGUGAAGAAGGUGGUAGCGGGUUGUGGCUGAAUGGUGGCUAUACGUACCUUGCUACCCGGCGGAAAGAGUAUGCUUCUCUUGUCGAUGAUACCGACUCGGAGUGGUCCGAGGCGCUGUGCAGCGCACCGGAAGGAUUUUCCAUGUCUGUGGCUGAGAUGGUGGCGUUGGUGUUGACGCCCUCUGGGAGGCCGAUGGAGUCCUAUAUCCAUGGGGACGUGAAGUCGGAGAACCUGUUCACGUCGGACAGUGGGGAGCGCGUCGCGUUCUUUGACUUCCAGUACGUCGGGCUGGGCCUCGGGGUGUGCGAUCUCGCCAAGUUGUUCACAUGCUCGGUCCCGCUCGACAUGCUGGUCGAGGACGAGGAUUAUCUGCCCGAGCAGUUGCCGAUGCAGGAUGGGGAGAGAAGCCUGCUGGAGGGGUAUCGCGCGCGGCUCCUCCAGGGUCAGCAGGCGGACGUGUAUCCGUGGGAGACAUUUCGACGACACUGGGAGACGGCACUUGUGGACUGGUGUAGAUUUCAGGCCUCUUGGGGGUUCUGGGGAAAUACAGAGUGGCUGGAGGCUCGGGUAAGAUCGAUCCUUUGCGAUCAGGGUUGGAGGGACUGGCUAUAUCAGGAAGUUAGUUCUCGGGGUGAUUGAUGGAGAUGGGACUGGACCAGGACUCAGUGCCGUGCUUUCUAUUGUGAAUUAUAGAUUUCCGAGCCAGACUAGAACUUCCACCCAGACCAGCAUUCUGUGGGCAUUCAACCAGCCUUGGUCAAUAGAGAUGGGUUGGCUAGACUCCCGACACAUAUGCGAAUCACAUAGCAAACAUGCUUAAUCGGAAAGAUUAAUCUUGUCGAACAUCGAG
Molecule: messenger RNA, 1524 nt
Organism: Aspergillus brunneoviolaceus CBS 621.78
Lineage: Eukaryota; Fungi; Ascomycota; Eurotiomycetes; Eurotiales; Aspergillaceae
Exons: 1
Coding region: 63-1313 (416 amino acids)
Source: RefSeq, a predicted model, not a curated record